AUAUGAAACCAUUAUUUCGCAAGCUUACAAAAAAUCAAUUUGAACAUUAUCAUUUAUCAAUAUUACACUCUCUUCCACACAAUCAAAUUUCCACACAACAUGGCUGAACCUCACAAAAUGUUGCCUAUAAAAAUGGUCCAAUUCUCCCUUUAAUUAACAUCAAAACACACACACACAUUUCUUUUAAUUUUUACAACCUUAAUUAACAAUGGCUUCCAACAAGCUUAGUGCACUAAUUAUAUUGUUUUCUCUUCUUGCUUAUUCAACAUUUUCUCAUGCUUGUGGUUCAUGCAAACCAACUCCAUCUCCAAAACCUAAGCCUAGCCCUCCACCACCUUCACCUAAGCCACCUAAGGCUUGUCCUCCUCCACCUACUCCUUCAAUAACACCUACACCUCCUUCAACAUCAAAAAAAUGUCCAACUGACACAUUAAAGCUAGGUGUUUGUGCUGAUGUUUUAGGACUUGUUAAUAUUGUUAUCGGAUCUCCUGCUUCAAGCAAGUGUUGUGCAUUGCUUCAAGGUUUGGUUGAUUUGGAUGCAGCACUUUGUUUAUGUACUGCUAUUAAGGCUAAUAUUCUUGGUAUCAACUUGAAUGUUCCUAUCACACUAAGUCUCCUACUUAGUGCUUGUGAAAAAUCUGUUCCUUCCGGUUUCCAAUGUCCUUAGAAUUUGAUCAUGUCAAAAGUACUUCAAGCCAUAUGCUUAGUACUUUCAUUGCUGUUUUAAUUUUAGUUAAUAUGUUUAUGUGUACAAUAAAAAUACAGUGAGUUUAACGAAAUUACAGUGACACUAUGAUGUUGGAAAAACUUUGAAGUGUAGCUUUUGUCAAAAUCACGGUGUAUCUUUGUGAUUCUCCUAAUAAAUAUGUAACUAAAUCUAUUUGGGAUGAGUUUCGUUUUAAUAAUAAGGUAAGCCUGUUUGCCUCAUUUAGCAACUUUGCUUUUUAAUUUUAAUAAUAUUUGGGGAACUUUUAUUUGAUGAA
This is a messenger RNA of Trifolium pratense (red clover), 983 nucleotides long. Its product is annotated as pEARLI1-like lipid transfer protein 1. Bases 209 to 667 code for a protein of 152 amino acids. The transcript has a single exon. The record is from RefSeq and is a predicted model, not a curated record. Lineage: Eukaryota; Viridiplantae; Streptophyta; Magnoliopsida; Fabales; Fabaceae.